Molecule: messenger RNA, 989 nt
Organism: Rhodamnia argentea
Lineage: Eukaryota; Viridiplantae; Streptophyta; Magnoliopsida; Myrtales; Myrtaceae
Product: ethylene-responsive transcription factor ERF017-like
Exons: 1
Coding region: 123-761 (212 amino acids)
Biological process (GO): regulation of DNA-templated transcription
Molecular function (GO): DNA binding; DNA-binding transcription factor activity
Source: RefSeq, a predicted model, not a curated record
AAAGAGAUUCUCCCAGAAUCGAGCGGCAAGCUCGACCCCCCACCUUGGAACAAGUCAAUUAAGUUCGUCAAAAUCGAAUCUUGACUUGGGAGAGGAGAAGAAGAAGAAGAAGAAGAAGAAGAAUGGUGAAGCGCACCGCAGCGAGAGCCGCCGGUCUCACGGCGCACGAGGACGCGGGAGCGACGAGGAAGGGCCUGAAGUUCAGGGGGGUGAGGAGGAGGGCGUGGGGCAAGUGGGUCUCCGAGAUCCGCCUCCCCAACAGCCGCCGGAGGAUCUGGCUCGGCUCCUACGACUCCGCCGAGAAGGCCGCCCGCGCCUUCGACGCCGCACUCUUCUGCCUCCGCGGCCGCGCCGCGAAGUUCAACUUCCCCGACAGCCCCCCGGAGAUCGCCGGCGGGGGGUCCUUCACGCCCCCGGAGAUCCGGGAGUCCGCGGCCAGGUUCGCCAACUCGGGAGCCACGCCGGCCCCGCCUGAGCUGUCGUCCGGAUCCGUGUCGCCGGCCCCGUCGCCUUCGCUGUCGGUUUCGGAGGAGAGCAGCGUCCUGACGACCGACAGCGACCUGUCCCUGGACGUGUCGUUCUUGGAUCUUUUGGUGGGUUCGGAUCCGGCUCCGGGUCCCAGCGAGCCCGAUUUCGGGAUGUUCCCGGGCAUCGAGGAGUUUCCCGACAAUUUCUACGGGUCGCAAUUCCCGAGCGUGGGGACUGGGGAACUGAACCUUGACGAGUUCUUGGCUCAAGAUAACUUCCUAUGGAGCUUCUGAAGUGGACUGAGGGAAAAGGCCUGAUGGGUCAAGAUAGAGGAUUUAUUUAAAUUUGCCAUAAGAUUUUUUUCUUUUUCAUUCUUUGGAUGGACCAGAUUUUGUACGGUCAUCGCUUUAGGAUGAUACAGACAACAACGACAACAAAAAUUUGACUUCUAGGUUGUAAAAAGACGUAGCUUUUGUCGAUUCGGUUCGUCCCUUCAAUGGAUUUCAACUGAAAGCGGAAAA